Funneliformis caledonium is the source of this 269-nucleotide messenger RNA. The record is from the annotation of a GenBank genome assembly. NCBI's taxonomy places the organism in Eukaryota, Fungi, Glomeromycota, Glomeromycetes, Glomerales, Glomeraceae.
AGAAAGGACAGAAGAGGGCACGAAAUAAGUUAAAUACAGAGGUUCAGAAAUAUUUACCAGCUGGUAUUUCUCUAGCCGUGGCAAAGGAUAAAAUUAAAAAGGCUAGAAAAAUGGUUGACAUUUUUAGUGCUAUAGAUCAAUCUAGAAUUCAAUAUGUUCAUUCAUUUUCUGUAGACCAGCUCUCAACUUUUAAGGAAGACUAUAUCAACUUCAUAAAAGCAAAAAUUACUAAAGCCUGGAACACCAUAAAUAUGCAAAAUACCUUGAGU